This is a messenger RNA of Rotaria sordida, 957 nucleotides long. The record is from the annotation of a GenBank genome assembly. NCBI's taxonomy places the organism in Eukaryota, Metazoa, Rotifera, Eurotatoria, Philodinida, Philodinidae.
AUGUUUUUCUUGAUUCUCACAUUUACUAUUUGGAAGAUAAUUAGUAUCCAUGGUGAAUCAUUAUUUUCAUUAGCUUGUUCACAUGAUAAUGAAACAUGUACUCUGUACAAAAUCGAUAUUGAUCUAGUUGGUGGUCGUGCUACAUCGAAUCAAAUUGCUGAAUGGCAUCAAUCUAAUGUUGUUGAGAGCUUUGGAUCUGUAGCUGGAUUCAAAAAUGGCAAGACAGGUUAUAUUGUAAUGACAACUAAUUGUAACUCUCAAGCGAAUCUUAUUAAUAUUAACAAUCUAUCGCAACCAAUAUCAUCUAUAAUGAUGAAAACAUCGUGUACGCAGCCAAUUCACGCAUUAUCGGGUAGAUGGUUGUUGGCACUGGGUACAGCCUCCAAUGGUGUUGGUGGUUCAUACCCUGUAUCAUUAUAUAUAUUUGAUCCAAUAUCAAGUUUAUCGAGUCGUGACAUUGUUCAUUUCGAUACAAUGUUCGCCAAAUCAUAUCAAUUAUUACAUCCACAAACAGGCUUUUCAGCUCUGAAUUUAAAUGCAGCUGAACCGAUUUUUUAUGCAAUCCUGUAUAACUUAGUAAAUGAGACACGUCAUAUUCUAUCCAUUCAUAUUGAAACGGGUCAAUGGUCAUUGAACCAAAUUGGUAAUAACUUAUUACGUAAUCUGGCAUUUUCAACUGAAUUAAAUGCACCUGUUUGUGAUUGUUCGCUCGGUGGUAUAUGUGUGUUAAACUGGGAGAGCUUUCAAUGGGAUUUAUUCUUACCAAUACCAAAUUUUAAUAGUUUUAUGGAUUGGACAUUUUCAGCUGAUAAACAAACCAUGUAUUUUAUUCGAAAACAGAAUAUUACUGUAAUUGAUCUAUCGAAUAAGUUAUCAUUUCAAUAUCGUAUUGUACCAUUAAUUGAACAAACUGGCGAUAUUAAUGGUAUUGACAAAACAGUAGGGUUGGAUAUGUAG